GCCCCCGAGAAACAGAAAGAGGGCUUGCGCGCAAAACAUCCUGUCGCUAGAUCUCGACCGCAGGAGCAGGAUCGAUGGAGAGGGCGUCUUCCUCCUCGACCGCGGCCCCUUGGCCGAGCGAUUCGGGGUGGACGACGACGGGACGCUGCCCCCUCUGCGGCUGGGAGGAGAGCGGGGUCACCGUCGCCCUCAUCUUCGAGCACGCGUCGCGCUGCCGGGAGAGGCGAUUCGAGAUGCUGCAGCGCCAGGCGGAGGAGCGGAUUGCCGGUGAGCAAGCAAAGAAAGGUCGCCGCCAUGCGCAUAUCAAGCUUCGGAAGAACUAGUGUGCUGGCGCGUCAACGAGGAGGAUCGACCCAACACCGGAGUGGAAGAGUUCCAGAGGACCGACUGCAUGAGUAGUUUAGGUUUUAUAUUAGCCCUGUCCCGUAGGACUUUGUUGAACUCACGUAGAGUUUUAGCAAAAUUGGCUUAGGAAGCCAUAUACUAGAACAAAAAAUGCAGAUUUUACUGCACAUAUGCCACUAUACUGUAAUAAUUGAUGCCCAUAAAAGAUGGCAUUUUCUGUUAGAUGUUCCUUUAAUUUCCUUUUCUUCCAUCCGGUGCUUAUUUCUGCAAUAGGGGAACCUCUCUGCGUUCUUUUUGCGAAUGGAAUUGAGCUAGUAAAUGUUGGGUCUUUUCAGACUUCAUCUUUGUUUCUUUUUUGGAUUUAUUGUGAGUGAUUGACUCAAGGGUUUGACAGAGGUAUUUUCCGCUCUCUGAGGAUCUCUGCCACCGCAAUGGCAGCGGCAGGGAUGACAGACAGUACAGGAGGGAGAACCUGCAGUACAGGCCUAAGAGUAAGCCAUCCUCUGUGUCUGCUUCUGAUGUUGAUCAGAAGUCUGAAGGGAAGGUGGAGCCUGCUGCUGAGGAAAAGCAGGUGGAAGCCCCUGCUCAGAAUGUUGUUGAAGCCGUCCCUGCCUCUGAAUCUGACAAGUCUACAGGGUAUCUUCCACCGAGCCUUGACCUUUUAUUUUCUGUUGGUUAUUGUACAAGUUUUCCUUGCUUUGUUGUGAAACGUAACCAUUAUCCUUCAAGUUAACCUCAUUGAUGUUUGAAACUGAUACAAGGAUGUGCAAAAAGAUGAUUCUAAGAAGAGGGAGAGGGUGCCGAAAGGAAGCCAGGGGGAGAAGGUGCUGAUAAUGAGGGAGCCUAGAAGAAGGAUAAGACCAAUAAGACCAAGUGUCUCAGUGCUCUGUCAAGAGGGAGCUGAAGAAGCAAAAGCCUAAGAAGGAAGACUCUGAUGGGGAUGCUCCUAAUGAGACUGCUCAGGAAGAGCAGGAGGCUCCCAUUGAACAAGAGAAAAUUGUGAUUGCCCUUGAAGAAUAUGAGAAGAUGCAAGAAAAGAAGAAGUCCCAGGAGGCCUCUAAACCUGAGGAGAGGAGGGCUGCUGCUGUAGAUUUUGAGGGUCUCCAGCUCUUAGAGAAGAAGAAGAUUGAGCAUGAUGCUAAAUUGAAGGCGGAAAAUGUUCGCAAGGCAAAGGAGGCUGCUGCAAAGGAAGCCAAGCCUCUCAAGGCUAUCAGCAUCCAGGAGUACCUGAAGCCAGAGGAUGGUUCAGAGUACGUGCCUCCUACCCCACCGAGGCGCCCUCAAAAUGGCGGCUACAGGGGAGGCCGUGGCAACGGUGCUUACAAUGGCUGUAGCAACCGUGACAGCAGCUCUGAGUGCCGGGUCUACAACGCUGGCCGCGGCCAUAACUCCAUCGUGUUCCACAACGCCGAGGCCAAGGCCAACGCCAACGACAGUGGCGCCCCAAGGAGGGGUGAGGGUUACAAUGGCGAGCGCCGGCAAGGCGGCUACCACUUACCAGCAAGGUGGGUACAAUAGCGGCAGGGGCAGCGGCAGGUACCAGGAGCGCCAGGAUGGGUACAAUGGCGAGCGCUGGGAUCAGCAGGGUGGGUACUACCAGGAGCGCAGGGAUGCCUGCAAUGGCGACCGCCGGGAGCAAGGCAGGUACAAUGGUGGUGGCCGGGGCAAUGGUGGUUACCAGGAGCGCAGGGAUGCCUACAAUGGCAACCGCCAGGAGCAAGGCCGGUACAAUGGUGGCCGGAGCAACGGUUACCAGCAGCACCAGGAUGGCUACAAUGGUUACCGGGGUGGGUACUACAACAGUGGGCGGGGCAAUGGCGGAUACCACCAGGGCGGCAACUACCGGCAGAGGCAAGCUCCCAAGCCAAAGGAGGAGGAUAAAGUGGUGAUCACAGAGGCCGACUUCCCAGCUCUAGGUGGCGCAUCUCAGGCGCAGUCCCAGGCCUAGAUAGGUCUUUGUUUCUUUCUUAUUAUUAAGAGGGAGAGGAGAUUUAGAGGAAAGAAGAGGAGACAGUUUUGUAACAGAGCUACUACGUGGUAUCAUGUGUUGCCCUGGGUUUAUUAUAAGCUUUGGUGUUAGUUUA
Triticum aestivum (bread wheat) is the source of this 2429-nucleotide messenger RNA. Its product is annotated as ATP-dependent RNA helicase laf-1. The record is from RefSeq and is a predicted model, not a curated record. Bases 1586 to 2293 code for a protein of 235 amino acids. NCBI's taxonomy places the organism in Eukaryota, Viridiplantae, Streptophyta, Magnoliopsida, Poales, Poaceae. The transcript is spliced from 4 exons.